Messenger RNA from Pectinophora gossypiella (pink bollworm), 2945 nucleotides. Its product is annotated as leukocyte receptor cluster member 8 homolog. The transcript is spliced from 5 exons. The coding region runs from base 301 to 2451 and encodes 716 amino acids. Lineage: Eukaryota; Metazoa; Arthropoda; Insecta; Lepidoptera; Gelechiidae. The record is from RefSeq and is a predicted model, not a curated record. Gene Ontology annotation, cellular component: nucleus.
AUUGUCUGUUAUUGGUUGGUGAAGGUGAAAAAAAUAUCAAGUGCCAGUGCUUUUCUUUGUGUGGAAAUAUUACCUGCCUACUGUCUCAAUUUAUUGUGAUUGGGUUGGGAAACGUGAUUUAUUUGCGAUAAACAUUUCUCUUGGGUAAGAUUUUAAAAGGACAGCGAUCAUAUUAGUUAGAACGAAAAGAAGAUCGAUUUCCAACAUUAGUCGUAAUCGUGUGUCUCCAGUCGCCAUUUUGUGUUAAGGUAAUGGUAUUUUUGGCACAAUUUGGCUCUUGAACACUCGUCAUCGAUAACGAUGGCUGACAAUACUUCAAAAGAACCUCCAUUACAAACUAUGAGCGGUUUGCCACCUAAUCACACCGCAUGGAUGUAUGGUGGAUAUCCUCCUUAUAAUGGGUACCACGGCGGUAUGUUUCCACCAUACUAUAAUCCAUAUUUCAACCAAAUGGGCAAAAACGGAGGAUUCAAUAAUAAUGCUCAGUUUCAACAUAAUAUGGAAUCGAAAUCAGAUUUCGGUCAGUCACCGCUUCCGAGACCGCCACUUCCGCCAGCACCUCUGCUAGGGAUGUCUCCUCUUGACACUAGCCGUCCCUUCUUCAAUCAAUCUCCGAUUAGAUUUAAUUUAAAUCAUCGUAAAAAUACACCUCUACCUAUAAACGAAAAUCCCCUCCUGGCAAAUAAUGGCGGAGCAAAGAAAAAGCGUAAGAAGGGUGGUAACAAAGUGGACGAUAAACCAACUGCUUUGCCGCCUCUACCUGACCAUCCGCCACCAUUGCCUCCAUGUCCACCUCCAGAUCUCCCUCAACCCCCACCUCCUCCACCACUUGAUGUACCUUUGCCGCCCCCAAUAGCCACAGAAGACAUCCCUGAGCCGCCAGAAGAGCCUAAGGAUGAUUUUAAUAUACUAGAAAAGAAUCAAAACGAACAAGAAUUUGAACUUGUAUCUAAUACUACUUCAUCUUCAAAUCUUUUAAAGACUUCUUCAAUAUCUAAUUCAGCCGGCACAUGGCCUGAAAGUUUAGAGAGGUAUAUUAAAAGAUGUUAUGAAAAAUGCAAAACCGCUUUUGAUCGUGAUCAAAUAGAUAUAUGUUUAAAAGGAAGAAUUACUGCAGCUGCUAAUAAAGAUGAAAUAUGGACCCGUAAUUGGGAUGAAGAACCUAUUCCAAGUGUAUACAGUGAGCGUAAUAAUUUAUCAGUUAAGCCAGUUCGUGGUACUUUACAGUUGUAUCAAAAGCCAGAAACUCAUUCAGAUACUAAGAAAACAGGGACCAACAGCAGAGGGUUUAACUACAGAAGCCCACAAAGGAGAAGGAGACCACAUUCCAGAUCUAGGUCACGGAGCCCACCUAGAAAACGACAAAGUUCCUCUUCAACAUCUAGUGAUGAAGUUGAAGAAAAGAAAAACUUCAAGGGUAAGGGUAGGCAAAAGGUUAAGGAUAGACUGUCAUUGGACCAAAAGAAACCAGAGAAAUACACAAAGAAACAGAAGAAAAAUUUUAAUCAUUUUGCUGUUGAGGAUGUGCAAGAAAAUGCUGAGAAACUACAAAAGCGAGCUGAAAGAUUUGGAAAUAAUGUACCCUCCAUAGCAAGUUCCCUUAAAGCCGGCAGCAACAGGCCAGAGCCAAGCAUGAAAAGACCAAUUAUCCAGGAUACUGAAGGAGAAUAUGAAUUGAACAAUAUGCAUAUAGUUGGGACCUGCAUAGACAUUGAAAAAUCUUUCCUUAGAUUAACAAAGGCACCUGAAGCGUGUGAAGUUCGGCCUGUAUCUGUUUUGAAGAAUUCUCUUAAGAAUGUAAAAGAGAAAUGGAUAGAGAAACAAGAUUAUAGGUAUGCAUGUGAUCAACUAAAGUCAAUAAGGCAGGACUUAACAGUACAGGGUGUAAGAGACAGUUUUACAGUAGAAGUGUAUGAGACUCAUGCAAGGAUGGCCUUAGAGAAUGAAGAUCAUGAGGAAUUCAACCAAUGUCAGACUCAGCUUAAAAUGCUUUAUUCUGAAUUGCCAGAUUGUAGAGCCAAUGCCUCAGAAUUUACUGCCUACAGGAUAUUAUAUUACAUAUAUACAAAAAAUACUCUAGAUUUGACAACAAUAUUCCAGUUUCUUUCCAAAGAAGAUAGAGAAAAUGAAAGCAUAAAACAUGCUUUACAGACGAGAUGCGCCUGGGCUACAGGGAACUUGCACAAGUUUUUUUUGCUGUACAAAAAUGCCCCACUAAUGGCUGGAUACCUGAUGGAUUGGAUUGUUGAAAGAGAACGAAAAGCAUACCUCAAAUACAUCUUGAAGUCCUACAGGCAGACCGUACCCGUGGAGUUCGUCGCGCGGGAGCUGUCAUUUGAAUCGACUUCUAAGGCCUUAGAGUUUUUAAAUAAGUUUAAAGUUACAUAUGCUGGCUGCGAUCACACUCAAAUAGAUUGCAAGGCCAGUUUCCCAGCUGUAGCAAAUAUAUAACAUCGUCUGGUUAACCCUCAUUAUGUAGCUAAUUUUUGCGUGGUUAUGUAAUGCAUCAAGUCGCAGGGUCAACACUUCGGCGAAGUUGUAAUCCUGACUCAUCAUUUAACUUUAGUUUUGGUCAGCUUUAAUAGGAUGCCGCCGCAAAUACAGCAACAUACCACCAGUAAUGUUAACAUAAUGCACAGAAGAGGAUGCAGCAUCACCAAAACUCCAUAUUUGCCGUCAAGAGUACAACUGCAACGUGAGGAUGAAAGUGUUACAAGUGUUGGGAUUUUAGUGUCUGGAAUACCAUACAUGCUACAGUGCUACACAGUGACUUUUAAAAAGACAUUGUUAAUGUUAUUAAAUGGACUUUUAAGUGUUCUCAUUUUCAUCAAUAAUUUUGUAAAUAUUGUAAAUUUUUAAACUCACUUUGCAUCUUAGUUUAUAAUUAAAAUAUGUAUGUACUUGAUUGUGAAAUUAAAUGUUAAAUACAUGUUUUAGUUUUAUAA